UUUAUUUCCCCCAUCACCACAUCCCUCGUCCCACCCUGUCCCGCAGACUGUGAAUGAAAGCAGCCAGCAGUUGUGGACAAGGCUGGGGGGGAGAGGAGUACAAGGGAUUAGAAGGGGGUGGUGACGGAAUCCUGGAGAAAUGAAGAGAAAAGAAGCUUUUGUCCGGGACCAGAUAACUUAACGCCGUCACACCCCCUCCCCAUGACUACAUUGGCACAGUCCUUCCCAUCCCCUGCUGCUAAUCCCCCACAAAACAUUACUUUUUUUUUCGCUCUCUCAUUUUCCCGGAGAGUGCCUGAAAUUCCAACACUUCCUGCCAGGAACCUCCCGUCUCCGUCUCUCUCUCCGUCUCUCUGUCUGUCUGUCUGUCUCUCUCUCUCUCUCUCUCUCUUCCCCUCCCUCCCCCUCUCCUCCCUCCCCUUCUUUUACCCUCCCUACCCUCAAAUCCAACCCCCCUCCCCACCUACCCCGGAGAGAAUUGUUUGAAAGAAAUGUUUCGCUCUGUGCUGUGGAUACUCUGCUUCGGAUCCACGACUGCAGCGAGUGGAUCACAGAUCAUGGAGCAGCCACAAGAUCAGGUGGUGGUGGCUGGAGACAGUGCCCUCCUCUCCUGCGCUGUAUUCAACUACUCCGGUAUUGUCCAAUGGACCAAGGAUGGACUGGCACUCGGAAUGGGGAACGGACUUCCAGCGUGGCCUCGGUAUCGGAUUGUGGGCGACGCGGAAAAAGGGGAACACAAUCUGCAGAUCCAGGACGCGGAGCUGUCGGAUGAUGCCGUCUAUGAGUGUCAAGCUACAGGAGUUGCCCUCAGGUCUGACACAGCAACAUUGACUGUGCUGGUUCCCCCCGACGAGCCGGUGAUUGAUGGAGGCCCAGAGAUCUUGCUGAGGGCUGGCUCCACGUACAACCUGACCUGCCGAGCCAGUGGAGCCAAACCGGCCGCACACAUCGUCUGGCAUCGAGACGGCGCCGCCCAGGAUGGGGCGGCCACCUCCAAGACGGUGAUGGAUGAUGGGAAGCGGGAAACCACCACCAGCAUCCUGACUAUCAGCCCGACUGACCUGGAUAUCGGACGGCGCUACACGUGUCGUGGCAGCAACAAGGCUCUGCCGGGGGGCAAGGAGACAACAGUGCGACUCAACGUGCACCACCCACCAUCUGUCACCUUGUCAAUCCACCCCCAGAAAGUGCGAGAAGGAGAGCAUGUGGUCUUCACCUGCACAGCCAAUGCCAACCCUGCCAUCAAAGCAUACAGGUGGGCGAAGGGUGGUCUGCUCAUUGAGGGAGCGCGAGGCAGUGUGUUUGAGACGUCGGUGGACCACACAUACUUCACAGAGCCUGUCUCCUGCGAGGUGCAGAAUGCAGUGGGAAGUACGAACGUCAGCUCGCUGGUCGAUGUGGAGUUUGGACCACGUAUGGUUGAGGAGCCAGUGACGACAACAGCUGAUAUGGGGGACAGUGUGGUGCUCAGCUGUGUGUGGGUGGGAAACCCGCCAUUGACCUUGACGUGGACAAGGAAAGGAUCCAAUGUGGUGCUGAGCAACAGUAACCACCUGUACCUGAAGGCCAUCACCCAGGCGGAUGCAGGACCGUACGUGUGCAAGGCCAUUGUCCCUCGUAUCGGGGUCGGCGAGAGAGAGGUCAUCCUCAAGGUCAAUGGCCCUCCAAUUAUAUCGAGCGACGGUGUCCAGUAUGCGGUGGAGGGUAGUCGUGGACAAGUGGAGUGUUACAUCGCAAGCUCACCUCUCCCAGACCGUAUUGCAUGGGCUUGGAAAGAGACAGUGUUGGAGUCAGGCACGUUCGAGAGGUACAUGGUGGAGACAGUGGGGACUGUCUCGGGUGUCCGAUCCACCCUCCUCAUCAGCAAUGUUGCUGAGUCAGACUUCGAGACUCUCUACAACUGCACUGCCUGGAACUCCUUUGGCCCCACCACUGCCCUGAUCCAGCUUGACAAACAAGAUGUGCUUCCCAUAGGAAUCAUCGUUGGCAUCACAGCCGGGCUCGGGAUCCUGCUCAUCCUGGUCCUGACCAGCGUGGCUGUCCUCUUGUAUCGGAGACGUAAACGCAGUCGGAAAGAUGUGACCCUGGGGAAACAUGAUAUUAAAGUGGAGACGGUGAACAAAGAGGAUCCACUGAGCAGCAAGGAACUUGAAGAAGAUGACUCCAGCAUUUCCACAGCCACUCGUGUCAUGAAAGCUGUGUACACGGCAUUCAAAGAGGACAUCGAUCUGAAGUCAGAUCUGCGCCCCGACAUCAUCGACACACGAGAGGAGAGUGAACUCAAGGACCCGACCAAUGGUUACUACAACGUGCGGGGACAAGAGGAGCGGCCGGCAUCACGGACCCUGCUGUACACUGACUACAGACCAACCGCGGGGCCGCGCUUCGACCCACGUCCCCCGUCCCGUCUUUCACACGCCAGCGGCUACGCCCAGGCUCCAGGUGUAUCCUCACUCGGGGGCUCGGCUUUCGGAAGACUGCCCGACUUUCCCAGCGAGGGCGGCGCCGACGCAGUCAGCCAACUAUCGUACGAGCCCUUCGCCUACCCGCAUUACGGCCUGGCCGUCUAUGGCCGACCCUACGACCCCUUCGACACCGCUCAUAAGUUCGGCGGGGCCGCCCGUUUCUCCUACUCAUCCUCGCAGUCCGAACACGGCAGGCCCUUCCAGCAACGCAUGCAGACUCACGUCUGAUGGGUCGCCCCAAAAAACCAACCAUGGCUCCACCCAACACAACCCUCGUUCCACAACCCAGGCCACAGAUGGACCAAGCCCUUCAUGUUAACAUAACCCUACCCUCAUCCAACCUCUCCAGGUUUCCACUCCACCCCCACCACAUACUCAUGUCUGAGAGUCCCACAUCCCAACCCCCAAUACACCACGCUUGAGCAACCACCACCCCAUCCACCACUAACAUAAACACACAUCAAUGUGCACCAACCUCAUUCCUCCCGAUACAACCACUUUUCCCAGCACCCUCACCCACUACCCCAACCCACCCCACCCACUCCUACGCACCCCUCCCAUACCCAUUGCAGACCUUUGCCUAAGCGUACCCCACCUCCACCUGUGUCCGGGACUACCUACAAUCUGUGUUGCCCACACCCCGGGCUGGAGUGAAGACCGCUCGGGGGAGGCUGGCAUACAAGGGGGAGGAGAGUGGACAUGACUGGACCGACCCCAUCCACCCAGCAGGUGCCUUUCGAAUUGUGACCAAUCAGUGUUGAAGUGGGAAAAGAGCCGGCACCACUCAACAGUCGGAAGACGGAGAAUCCGGGAAUCAAGUUGGGUCCUUGAUCUAAGCCACUGCUCCCUCUUUCCGUUUCUCCACCUUUUUUGCUGUGAUUCCCUCCUUCCCCUUUCUCUCCUAUUACAUUCCUACCAUCCCCCACUCCGCAACCCUUCUCCUAAUCCCCUCCUCCACAUCCCCUCCCCCACCUCUUCCCAUCGCCCCCCACCCCCACCUUUCCUUAUCCUCGUCCUUUUCCCCUGCCUCUCCCCAUACAUUAGGCUCGAAGGGCCGAAUGGCCUACUUCUGCACCUAAUUUCUAUUUCUAUACCUCCCACACUUCUCCCCUGACCCACCUCUCUCAUUCUCCCCUCCCACCUCUCCCAUUCAUUCAGAUGCAUUCCUCUCUCCAACCCAGUUCCCAUCAGGGAACCAAAGGCCUGUCCUUCCUGGAUCUGUGACCUCGGGGGGGAUAGCUACCCUUCGCUUUCCAACUGUGAGUGUGCGCUGCCUCAGCGACCCACCGCGAGAGCAUGUAUAUAUUUAUACUUCCUCUGGUCGUCUAUUUUAUAUAAACCGUGUGUGUGAGUGUGUAUGGACACAGGCGAGAGGAUGUGAAUAUAUAUAUUAUUAUAUAUAAGCAGGGGACAAGCCCCUCUAUAUCAAAACAGAGCUUCCAAUUGUAUCACAACAGAUGGACAACGACCCGUGUGCGACAUGAGGAACAUUCCAGAUGGUGGUGAGAGAUCAGGAACGUGACCAAUCCACCAAUCAUUGACCAUUCUCCUGAAUAACCUCUCCCUCGCAAAAGGCAUGUGACAGGACGCAUCAUCCCGUGCGCCUUCCUCGGUGCUGUGUGAUAGGGAUGUGUAGAGUUGCUUCACUCUGUAUCUGUAAGGUGCCCUGGGAGUGUGUGAACGAGACAGGGUAAAGAGAGCUUCACUCUGCAAUGUUUCCUGCCCCUGCACUUAGUCUGAGGACCACAAUCCCAGACCACAGUUCCACGAGUCCGGCGGGUACUUCCCCUUCGAUCAGAGGCCGUGCCCCUGUCGACAGGUUGGGGGAGAGUGUCAACCCUUGCCCACUGCCCUUCGCAUGUGGCAGUUACCGCCGUGUUUGGGCUGUCACCAUUGAGAGAACGACCUCAGUUGUAAGUUUUGAAGUUGAUUUAAAACUAUUAAAAUUGAAUAUUAAAGGU
Messenger RNA from Leucoraja erinaceus (little skate), 4426 nucleotides. Its product is annotated as kin of IRRE-like protein 1. Lineage: Eukaryota; Metazoa; Chordata; Chondrichthyes; Rajiformes; Rajidae. The record is from RefSeq and is a predicted model, not a curated record. The transcript has 15 exons. Gene Ontology annotation, cellular component: cell-cell junction. The coding region runs from base 492 to 2693 and encodes 733 amino acids. Gene Ontology annotation, molecular function: cell adhesion molecule binding. Gene Ontology annotation, biological process: cell-cell adhesion.